Messenger RNA from Acanthosepion pharaonis, 507 nucleotides. The record is from the annotation of a GenBank genome assembly. NCBI's taxonomy places the organism in Eukaryota, Metazoa, Mollusca, Cephalopoda, Sepiida, Sepiidae.
AUGCUCGUUUCUUCUUAUUAUUAUUAUUGUUCUUCUUAUUCUUUUCUUCUUAUUCUUAUUCUUUUCUUCUUAUUCUUAUUCUUUACUUCUUAUUCUUUUUUUUUCUUUCUUAUUAUUCUUUUCUUCUUCUUAUUCUUUUCUUCUUAUUAUUCUUUUCUUCUUCUUAUUCUUUUCUUCUUAUUAUUCUUUUCUUCUUAUUAUUCUUUUCUUCUUAUUAUUCUUUUCUUCUUAUUAUUCUUUUCUUCUUAUUAUUCUUUUCUUCUUCUUAUUCUUUUCUUCUUCUUAUUCUUUUCUUCUUCUUAUUCUUUUCUUCUUCUUAUUCUUUUCUUCUUCUUAUUCUUUUCUUCUUCUUAUUCUUUUCUUCUUCUUAUUCUUUUCUUAUUAUUCUUUUCUUCUUAUUAUUCUUUUCUUCUUAUUAUUCUUUUCUUAUUAUUCUUUUUCUUUUAUUCUUUUCUUCUUAUUCUUAAUCCUUUCUUCUUAUUCUUAAUCUUUUCUUCUUAUUCUUAA